This is a messenger RNA of Eucalyptus grandis, 12181 nucleotides long. RefSeq names its product serine/threonine-protein kinase TOR. Gene Ontology annotation, molecular function: protein serine/threonine kinase activity; protein binding; protein-containing complex binding. Bases 3177 to 11312 code for a protein of 2711 amino acids. The record is from RefSeq and is a predicted model, not a curated record. Gene Ontology annotation, biological process: TOR signaling; negative regulation of macroautophagy. The transcript is spliced from 62 exons. Gene Ontology annotation, cellular component: TORC1 complex; nucleus; TORC2 complex. NCBI's taxonomy places the organism in Eukaryota, Viridiplantae, Streptophyta, Magnoliopsida, Myrtales, Myrtaceae.
UCUCUCUCAAAUCAUUUGGGAUAUUAUGUGAUAUUAUUUGAUUUGAUUUGAUUUUAUUAUGUGAUCUGAUUUUGUUAGCUGUAAAUUAGUUACUGACAGAGAUUAGGUCUUCUAUCCUUGAUUUUCUCACCUAAUUUAGGUCCUCUAUUCCUGUCUAUAUAUAUAUAUAUAUAUAUAUAUAUAUAUAUAUUGUAAUCACUCGAUGAUAAUAAGAAAAUACAGAUUCUUUUCUACAUGGUAUCAGAGCCUAGUUUUCUGAUCUGUAUUUCCUGCCUGUUUCUUUUCCACUACUGCUGCUUCAUUGCAGCCUUUUUUUCAGCCUUAUUGCUGCUGUUCUGUUUCAGCCUUAUUGCUGACUUAACCAGUCUUGUUGCUGGCCUUCAAUUGUGUGACAACCACCCUUGUUUCUCGAUCCUUUCUUAGUCUCCUCCUAUAAUCUGUCCUUAAAGUUGCUGGAAUGGAAGAUUCAGGGAAAGCUAUCUUCGACCAAAUUGGUUCUCUGUUCAGAAUCAAUCCAACUCAUCGAUUGGAGAUUUUCCCAACAUGAAGGAGUACCGACUGGAUGGAAAAAAUUAUCUUCAGUGGGCACAGAUUGUGAGGACUAUUCUUAAAGGAAAAGGAAAGCUCAGUCAUCUAGAAGGCACUGAUCCAGGACAAGGUGAUCCCAAGUUUUAGACAUGGGAUGAAGAAGAUUCCUCAAUUAUGUCAUGGUUGUGGAGCUCGAUGCAACCUGAAAUCAACAAAAACUAUGUUUCUCCCUACUGCCAAGGACAUAUGGGAGGCUGUUCGUCAGUCUUAUUCAAAAGUCCAAGAUGCAGCAGUAAUAUAUGAACUCAAGACGAAGGCUUUUUUCGACCCCCAAAAAAAAAAGAUGAGGGCUUCAAUAACAAAACAAGGUAAUCGUUCUGUUACGGAAUACUACAAUCUCAUGAGAGGUCUCUGGCUUGAAAUAGAUCACCAUCUGAAUAUACAGAUGAGGUGUCCAGAAGACACUAGUACUCUCCGAAACUAUAUGGAGAGAGAUAGGAUUUUUGAGUUUUUGGCAGGUUUGAAUGCAAACUUUGAUCAGAUUCAAGUUCAGAUUCUUGGAAAGAAGCGGUUGCCAUCCUUGAAUGAAGUUUUUUCUAUUGUAAGAGGAGAAGAAGGCCAACGGAUUGUAAUGCUUGAAGACCAACACAUCGAAGUAUCUGCCAUGAAAGCAAUUAAGGAGAAACAAAUCUUUACAAAAACAAGAGACCAGAUCCAAUUAUGACAAUGGGCAAUGAAGGUUUAUGGUGCAGUUUCUGCAAGAAACCACGCCAUACAAGAGAAAAUUGCUUCAAGCUUCAUGGAAGAAUGCAGGUACUCAGCAGAGCUAAAAGACAGCCGCAGGUGCAGAUGACCAGUGAAGGUGAAGCUGCCCCUAUGGACCAAUACAAACCUGUCAGUGAGGAGAUAUUUAACAAAGAAGAAGUUGGUAGAAUCAGGGUUCUUCUUGACUCCCUAUCUAAGUCUUCUGAUAUGUGUUCAUUAGUUCAGUCAGGUGUGUAUCUAAUUUCCUACAACUCAACAGCUUCUCAGUACCCUAAUUCAUGGGUUCUUGAUUCAAGAACAACCAACCAUAUGACACAUGAUAUAACUAAAUUCGAAACUUAUAAACCAUCACCAGGAAAUAGGAGUAUUACCAUAGCAGAUGGAUCUCCUAUUACUAUAGUUGGCCAGGAACAACAAUUCUAAAUUCCUCACUUAAACUCGACAAUGUCCUUCAUGUUCCUAAGCUGUCCACCAAUUUCCUUUCCAUUCAUCAACUUACCAAAAAUCUGAAUUAUAAGGUGCUUUUCUCUAUUGAUCAUUGUAUUUUGCAGGACCUAAAAAUGAGGACAAUUGGAUUUGCUAAGGAACGGAAUGAGCUCUACUACUUUGAGGAUUUGAGCAGAAGUGAUUGGUCUCUUGUGGGAUAUAAUACCUCUUACAACUCUUGUAAUCCUAUCCACUUAUCUCAGAUUUAGCUUCAUCAUUUUCGAUUAGGACAUCGUUUAGUCUUCUUAAAACUGUUUCCUUCAAUUUUUAAAGACGCUGCAGUUGAAAAUCUUCAUUGUGAAGUUUGUGAACUUGCAAAACAUCAUCGUGUUUCAUAUCCCGUGAAUAAUAAUGCUAGAGUUUCAACACCAUUCUCUCUUAUCCAUACCGGAGCUAAAUGGUUUCUCUUUUAUUGAUGAUUGUACUCGAACUACAUGACUAUAUCUUAUGAAAGACAAAUAUAAUGUUUAAUCUAUCUUUCAAAACUUUCAUAAAAUGAUAGUCAAUUAAUUGGGGGUGUCAAUUAGGAGACUUAGGUUUGAUAAUAGGAAAGAAUAUUUCAAUUAGUAUCUUGAUCAUUUUUUCCAAACUCGGGGUAUUAUUCAUGAGUCUUCCUAUGUUGAUACCCCUCAACAAAAUGGAGUAGCCGAAAGGAAAAAUAGGCACCUCCUAAAUGUUACUUGGGCUCUUCUCUUUCAAAUGUCUGUUCCAAAGCAUUUUUGGGGGAAGCUGUUUUAACUUCAGCAUAUUUUAUUAAUCGGGUUCCUUCCAAAACCCCAGGAAAUGAAAGUUCCUUACAACUCUUGUUUACCUUUUAUCUUGAUGUCUCCCAUUAAUAUCACAUUUCCCCUCAGGUCUUUGGCUAUGUUGCAUUUGUGUAUAUUCAUAAUCACAACUGAAAUAAACUCGACCCUCAUGCUUUAAAGUGCAUCUUUAUUGUGUACUCUAAUACUCAAAAAGGUUAUAAAUGCUAUGACCCUUUAACACGUUGAGUUUUUAUCUCUAUGGAUGUCACUUUUAAUGAAAACCAAUCGUUUUUUCAUUCCAACCACUAUCUUCAGGGGGAGACUCCUAAUGAAGAUAGUGGGUUUGAACCACUAGCUUCACUACCUAGUGCAUUGCCCAACCUAUUUCGUCCAAUCCAACUUUGUCUCAUUCACCAUUUCUGUCAAGUCCUAGCCCUCUUAGUUCACCUAGUCCUUCAUGAAGUCCAUUGAGUCCUCUGACGAGUCCUAGUUCCCCGGUAAGUUCUCUACCUAGUUUGUCGUCAUCUUUUCAUCUAGUCCUUCUAAGAAUAAACCAACCAAACUUCAAGUUUACUCAAGAAGGAUGAAGCUCAAUCCGGAACUGAAUCAAAUCCCAUUAUCCGAACCGUUAUCAGGAAUACAGGUGAAUUCAUGAUUUCGAGGUAUAGAGAAGUUGCUGAAAUUGUUCUUAGAUAUUUAGAGCACAAGGAUCAUCUUGUUCGACGCAGCAUAACAUCAUUGUUACCUGUGAUUGCACAUUUCCUACGUGAUCGAUUUGUUGCACACUAUUUAACGAUAUGUAUGAAGCAUAUACUUGCAGUUUUACGGACACCGGCUGAACGAGCUAGUGGGUUUAUAGCCCUUGGCAAGAUGGCAGGUGCUAUAGAUGUGGAGCUUAUUGAUUAUUUGCCGACAAUCAUGUCUCACAUACGUGAUGCGAUUGCUCCACAUAGAGGUAGGCCUUCACUUGCGGCUCUGGCAUGCGUUGGAAAUUUUGCCAAAGCCAUGGGGCCGAAGAUUGAAUCUCACGUUCAUGGACUGUUGGAUGUUAUGUUUUCAGCUGGUCUUUCUCCAACACUUGUAGAGGCUCUUGAGAAAAUAACAAUUAGUAUUCCAUCUAUGCUACCUACAAUACAAGUUCGGUUGCUCAGCUGCAUUUCAAAUGUUCUUUCCAAGUCCCAUCCUCCUCAGGCAAGGUCGGCUGUAGCCAUGGUUCGAAGGAGCAUGAUGAAUACUUCACAGCAAUUUUCUGAGUUCAGUGGUUCCGCUCUCGUGCAACUUGCUCUGCAAACUCUUGCCCGUUUCAAUUUUGAGGGUCAUGAGCUUCUUGAAUCUGUCAAAGAAUUGGUUGUUGGGUACAUGGACGAUGAAGAUGGGGCAACACGAAAAGAUGCAGCACUAUGCUGUCGCAGACUGGUUGAAAGUUCUUUCUCUGACGUGACAUUCACACAAUUUGUUGCUACUAGGUCAAAUCAAAUUGGAGGAAAGCAAAGGCGAAUGAUUGAGGAGGAGGGGGCAUCAUCAGCUUUAACAAAAUACGUGGAGGAAGAAGCUCGAGAGCUUAGUGGGGAAGCUUUUGCUCAGUUUAUGGAUCAGUUGUAUGAUCGCAUAUCGGCUCUUCUAGAAAGCAAGGAUCCUGAUGAGAACUUGGGUGCUCUAAGAGUCAUUGAUGAGCAUAUAGAUGUUGAUCUUGGUGAGAAUGCUUCCAAGGUUUCGAAAUUCGCAAAUUACGUGCGAACGGUAUUCGAAGUAAAGUGUGAUAAGAGAAUUUUGGUCCUUGCUAGUAGUGUUCUGGGCCAUCUAGCAACAGCUGGCGGAGUGAUGAUUGCUGAUGAGAUGGAAUGCCAGUUAAAAAUUGCUCUGGAUUGGCUUCGUGGAGACAGAGUGGAGCAUCGUUUUCUUGCAGCUGUUCUGAUCUUGAAGGAAAUGGCUGUGAAUGCUUCAACUGUUUUCAAUGUCCAUGUUCCUGAAUUUGUUAAUGCUAUCUGGGUUGCAUUGAGGGAUCCAGAUGAGAAAAUACGAGAACUGGCCGUGGAGGCAUUACGUGCCUGCCUUCGUGUUAUUGAGAAGAGAGAAACGCGUUGGCGUGUGCAAUGGUACUAUCGUAUGUUUGAGGCCACGCAAGAUGGCUUGGGUAGAAAUGCUCCUGUUCACAGCAUACAUGGGUCAUUGCUUGCUGUUGGGGAACUAUUAAGGAAUACAGGUGGAUUCAUGAUUUCAAGGUACAGAGAAGUUGCCGAAAUUGUUCUUAGAUAUUUAGAGCACAAGGAUCGGCUUGUUCGACGCAGCAUAACAUCAUUGUUACCUCGGAUUGCAUAUUUCCUUCGUAAUCGAUUUGUUACACACUAUAUAUGCAUGAAGCAUAUACUUGCAGUUUUGCAGACACCAGAUGAACAAGCCAGUGGGUUUAUAGCCCUUGGUGAGAUGGCUGGUGCUCUAGAUAGGGAACUUAUUGAUUAUUUGCCGACAAUUAUGUCUCACAUUCGUGAUGCAAUUGCUCAACAUAGAGGUAGGCCUUCACUUGAGGCUCUGGCAUGCGUUGAAAACAUUGCCAAAGCCAUGGGGCCGAAGGUGGAAUCUCACGUUCGUGGACUGUUGGAUGUUAUGUUUUCAGCUGGUCUUUCUCCAAUGCUUAUAGAGGCUCUUGAGAAAAUAACAAUUAGUAUUCCAUCUAUGCUACCUACAAUACAAGUUCAGUUGCUCAGCUGCAUUUCAAAUGUUCUUUCCAAGUCACAUCCUCCUCAAGCAAGGCCGGCUGUAGCCAUGGUUCGAGGGUGCAUGAUGAAUACUUCACAGCAACUCUCGGAGUUCAGUGGUUUGGCCCUUGUGCAACUUGCUCUGCAGACUCUUGCACGUUUCAAUUUUAAGGGUCACGAGCUUCUUGAAUUUGUCAAAGAAUCGGUUGUUGGGUACUUGGACGAUGAAGAUGGAGGAACACGAAAAGAUGCAGCACUAUGCUGUUGCAGGCUGGUUGCAAGUUCCUUCUCCGAUGUGAAAUCCACAGAAUUUGGUGCGACUAGAUCAAAUCGAACUGGAGGAAAGCGAAGGCAGCUGAUUGAGGAGCUUGUUGACAAACUCCUCAUCGCUGCUGUUGCGGAUGCUGAUGUAACCAUAAGGCGGUUCAUCUUCUUCUCCUUGCAUGUGAAUAGAGGAUUUGAUGAGUAUUUAGCACAGGCAGAUUGUCUCAGUGCAGUUUCUGCUGCUUUAAAUGAUGAGGAUUGCGAUGUUCGGGAAUAUGCUAUCUCAGUAGGUGGGAGGUUAUCUGAGAAGAACCCUGCCUAUGUCCUUCCAUCUCUUCGUCGUCAUCUCAUACAGUUGCUGACAUAUCUAGAGCAAAGGGCAGAUAGCAAAUGCAGAGAAGAGAGCGUGAAGUUACUUGGUUGCUUAAUACGAAAUUGCGAACGACUAAUACUCCCAUAUGUGGAUCCAAUUCACAAGGCUCUUGUUGCAAGGCUUGAGGACGGCUCCUUGGGCAAUGCUAAUACAGGCAUUGUAAGUGGAGUUCUUGUAAUCGUGGGGGAUCUUGCUAGAGUGGGUGGCUUUGCAAUGCGACGAUAUAUCCCAGAUCUAAUGCCUUUAAUUGUGGAUGCUCUAUUGGAUGGAGCUGCAGUCACAAAAAGAGAAGCGGCAGUGUCCACUCUGGGUCAGGUUGUACAGAGCACUGGGUAUGUGAUAACUCCUUACAAGGAGUAUCCUCCACUACUUGGCUUACUCUUGAAAUUGCUGAAUGGUGAGGUACCAUGGUCUACCAGGCUUGCAGUUCUUGAGGUUCUUGGGAUUAUGGGUGCUUUGGAUCCCCAGAUGCAUAAACGGAAUCAGCUCAUGUUGCCUGGUUCACAUGGAAAAUUUGCUCGUGCUACUGAUGAUUCAGGCCAGCACAUGCAGACCAUCAAUGAAGUACCCAUGGAUCUUUGGCCGUCUUCUGCUACAUCCGAGGAUUAUCAUUCUACGGUGGCAAUAAAUUCUCUGAUGCGGAUUCUUAGGGACCCCUCCCUCGCUAGUCACCACUACAAAGUGGUUGGCUCACUUAUGUUCAUUUUUAAGUCGAUGGGUCUUGGUUGCGUUACAUACUUGCCAAAGGUUUUACCUGAUUUCUUUCACAUUGUCCGUAUAUGUGAUGAUACACUGAAGGACUUCAUAACAUGGAAGCUUGGAACUCUCAUAUCCAUUGUCCGGCAGCACAUUUGCAAAUAUCGGCAAGAAUUGCUUUCGUUAAUCUCUGAACUGUGGUCAUCUCUGAGCUUGCCAGCUAUUAAUCGUCGUCCACUUGGCUGUCCAGUUCUGCAUCUGGUCGAACAGUUGUGCCUGGCUCUCAAUGAUGAAUUCAGAACAUAUCUUCCAGAUAUACUUCCAUGUUGUAUUCAAGUCCUUAGCGAUGCAGAACGGUGCAAUGACUACACAUAUGUUCUUGAUAUCCUUCAUACCCUCGAAAUCUUUGGUGGGACCUUGGAUGAGCACAUGCAUCUACUUCUUCCAGCACUCAUUCGAUUGUUUAAAGAAGAUGCUCCAGUGGACAAACGACGUGCUGCCAUUAAAACUUUAGCCAGAUUAAUCCCUCGAGUUCAGGUUACUGGUCAUAUAUCUUCACUAGUCCAUCAUUUGAAGCUGGUUUUGGAUGGAAAACUUGAUGAGCUCAGGAAGGAUGCUGUAGAUGCACUUUGUUGUCUUGCGUAUGCCCUUGGGGAGGAUUUCACCAUCUUCAUACCAUCGAUACACAAACUUCUUUUAAAACAUCAAUUGAUGCAUAAGGAAUUUGAGGAGAUUGAAGGUCGUAUCUAUAGACGUGAACCGCUGAUAUCAGGAAGCACGACUGCUCAAAAGCUAAGCCAAGGGCUUGCUGUAGAAGUAAUCAGUGACCCAUUGAAUGAUGUGGAGAAUGAUCAAUAUGAAGAUGGGUCUGAUGUGCAAAAUGAGCAUAGAGUCCAUCAGGUUAAUGUUGGUCGUCUACUUGCUGCUGGGGAGGCUUCUCAAUGCAGUACUAUAGAAGAUUGGGCUGAAUGGAUGCGGCACUUUAGUAUUGAGCUCUUGAAACAAUCUCCAUCACCAGCUCUGCGAACAUGUGCAAGGUUGGCACAGUUGCAGCCCUCUGUUGGAAGGGAGUUAUUUGCAGCUGGUUUUGUGAGCUGUUGGACACAGCUGAGUGAAUCUAGUCAGAUACACUUGGUUCGGAAUUUAGAGAUCGCAUUUUCUGCUCCAAAAAUUCCUCAUGAAAUUCAUGCAACACUUCUUAACUUGGCUGAGUUCAUGGAACAUGAUGAGAAACCCCUUCCUAUUGACAUCCGACUCCUUGGUGCUCUUGCAGAGAAGUUUUUUGCUUUUGCAAAGGCACUGCAUUACAAAGAAAUGGAGUUUGAAGGUGCACGCUUCAAGGAGAAGGGUGUUAACCCUGUUGCUGUAGUUGAAGCUCUAAUACGUAUAGAUAAUCAGCUACACCAACAUGAGGCAGCAGUUGGAAUACUAACCUAUGCCCAGCAAAAUCUGGAUGUGCUACCGAAGGAGUCAUGGUAUGAGAAAUUUCAGCUAUGGGAUGUUGCUCUGGAGGCAUAUACUCUCAAGGCAUCUCAGGCAUCUAGUCCACAAAUGGUUUUAGAUGCUACAUUAGGCCGGAUGCGAUGCCUUGCGGCUUUAGCUAGAUGGGAAGAACUCAACAAUUUAUGUAAGGAAUAUUGGACCCCUGCUAAUCGAGCCGCCCAUCUAGAAAUGGCACCGAUGGCUGCUAGUGCUGCUUGGAACAAAGGAGAGUGGGAUCAGAUGGCAGAGUAUGUCUCUAUACUGGAUGAUGGCGAGGAAACUGAGUUUCGAGGUUUAGGAAACUCUGCUGCUGGUGUUGAUGGCAGUAGCAAUGGCAUGUUCUUUAGGGCUGUUUUACUUGUGCGCAGAGGGAAGUAUGACGAUGCCCGUAAAUAUGUUUACAGGGCCAGAAAGUGCUUGGCAACUGAGCUUGCUGCUUUGGUCUUGGAGAGCUACGAUCAUGCUUACAGCAACCUGGUCCGUGUUCAGCAGCUUCUGGAACUUGAAGAGGUCAUCAAUUACUCUACUCUUCCUUUGGGAAACCCUGUCGCUGAAGGUCGGCGAGCCCUUAUUCGGAAUAUGUGGACUGAGCGCAUUAAAGGAGUGAAAAGAGACGUUGAGGUCUGGCAAGGCCUCUUGGCUGUUAGAGCACUUGCUCUACCACCGACAGAAGAUAUUGAAACUUGGCUCAAAUUUUCUUCUCUUUGUAGAAAAAGUGGACGAAUUGGUCAGGCUAGAUCUACCUUGAUUGAGCUCUUGCAGUUUGACCCCGAAACAUCUGAAAAUGUGGGAUACCGUGGUCCUCCACAAGUAAUGCUGGCAUACUUGAAGUACCGGUGGUCUCUUGGUGAUGAUAUUAAGCGAAAAGAUGCAUUUAUUAGGCUUCAGAAUUUGGGUGUAGAGCUCUCGAGUGCAACGAAGCCUCAGGUGAUUUCUCCAAUGGGUCUAACAAGAAGUAAAAGUCCUGGCGGUCGACUGCUCGCACGUGUAUAUCUCACACUUGGUUCCUGGCAGUGGGCGCUUUCUCCUGGUUUAGAUGAAGAAACUAUAGAAGAAAUUCUCAAUGCAUUUGGGAAGGCCACCCGAUGUGAACCAAAGUGGGCAAAAGCAUGGCAUAAAUGGGCAUUAUUCAAUACUGCUGUGAUGUCGCAUUAUUCUUCAAUAGGUUAUCCCAAUGUUGCUGCCCAAUUUGUUGCACAAGCAGUAACUGGAUAUUUUCGUUCGAUUGCCUGGGGGGCUAAUGCAAAAAUUGAUAGUUUGAAGGAUAUACUUUGUCUUCUUAUGCUGUGGUUCAACCAUGGAGCUACUGUAGAAGUUCAAAUGGCACUGCAGGAAGGAUUCACUCUUGUAAAAUUCAACACAUGGCUGGUUGUGCUGCCACAAAUAAUUGCCAGAAUUCAUUCAAACAACCGUGCUGUUUUUGAGCUUAUCCAAUCACUUCUAGUUCGUAUUGGACAAAGUCAUCCACAGGUUUGCAAUGAGGCCAUUGUGUACCCUCUUCUGUUGGCGUGCAAAUCGAUAAGCACUUUUCGAAGAGCUGCUACUCAGGAAGUUGUUGAUAAAGUACGGCAGAACAGUGGUGCGCUUGUAGAGCAGGCACAACUUGUGUCAACAGAGCUCGUCAGGGUUGCAAUUCUUUGGGAUGAAAUGUGGCAUGAAGCAUUGGGAGAGGCUACUCGCCUCCAUUUCGGGGAGCAUAAUAUUGAAGCUAUGCUAAAGGCGCUGGAGCCAUUUCACGAAUUGCUCGAGGAAGGGGCUAGGAAAAGCAAUACAACCAUCAAACAGAGGGCAUUUAUUGAGGCUUACCAUGCGGAGUUGAUGGAGGCAUAUGAAUGUUGCAUGAAAUAUAGGAGAAUCGGUAAAGAUGCAGAGCUUACACAGGCAUGGGAUCUUUACUAUCAUGUAUAUAGGCGAAUAGACAAGCAGCUUCAGAGUCUUAGCACCCUGGACCUCCAGUCUGUCUCACCAGAGUUGUUGGAUUGUCGCAACUUGGAGCUUGCAGUGCCUGGGACAUACCGUGCAGAUGCACCAUUGGUGACAAUUGCAUCAUUUGCUCCUCAGCUGGUUGUGAUAACUUCCAAGCAAAGGCCUCGAAAGUUAACUAUUCAUGGGAGUGAUGGCGAAGAUUACACUUUUCUGCUGAAGGGACAUGAAGAUCUACGUCAGGAAGAACGUGUCAUGCAGCUCUUUGGUCUGGUGAACAUAUUGUUGGAAAAUAAUGGAAAAAUGGCUGAAAAGGAUUGGUCAAUACCAAGAUAUUCUGUGAUUCCAUUAUCCCCAAAUAGUGGAUUAAUUGGAUGGGUCCCAAAUUGUGACACUUUACACCAACUGAUUCGAGAAUAUAGAGAUGCCAGAAAGAUCCCUCUCAAUGAAGAGCACAAAUAUAUGCUAAAUUUUGCCCCAGAUUAUGAUCAUUUGUCCCUGAUAGCCAAAGUUGAAGUUUUUGAGUAUGCCCUACAGAAUACAGAAGGAAAUGACCUUGCAAGGGUUUUCUGGUUGAAGAGCCGCACUUCUGAGGUUUGGCUGAAGAGACGGACUAAUUACACUCGGAGCUUGGCAGUCAUGAGUAUGGUGGGCUACCUUCUUGGCUUAGGUGAUCGCAAUCCAAGCAGCCUUAUGUUGCACCGUUACAGUGGAAAGAUCUUACACCUUAAUUUUGGUGACUGCUUUGAAGCUUCAGUGCACCGAGAAAAAUUCCCAGAAAAGGUACCUUUCCGCUUAACUAGAAUUCUUGUGAAAGCAAUGGAGGUCAGUGGCAUUGAGGGGAACUUCCGUUCAACUUGCGAAAAUGUGAUGCAAGUGCUUCGAAUGAAUAGGGACAGUGUAAUGACAAUGAUGGAGGUUUUUGUACAUGAUCCAAUUAUUAAUUGGUGUCUUUUUCCCCAAGUAUCAAUGUUUGCUAAUACUCAUGUCCCACCUGUUGUAAAUUCUGAAGAAUCUUCUCAAAAUAGAGAGCUUGCUCAGCCACAGUGUGGUACCAGAGAACGGGAGCUUCUUCAGGUCAUUAAUCAAUUUGAUGCUAGUGAGGUGCUGAAUGAACGUGCCAUGAUGGUCAUGGCUCGGAUGAGUCAUAAGCUUACUGGCCAUGACUUUUGCAGCUCUCCAGUAUCCAGCAGCUCUAACCAACAUUCCAUGGAUCACAGAAAUCUAUUUUCAGGGGAUUCUUGUGAAGAUCAUGGUUUAUCUGUUAAACUUCAAGUUCAAAAGUUGAUUAUUCAAGCUACAUCACAUGAAAACUUGUGCCAGAACUAUCUUGGGUGGUGUCCUUUCUGGUGAGCUGAAGAUAAUCAUAUGUUGUAUAUAUCUUGUGCAUAGCUGGGAUUUGUCUAGGUACCUCAGGUAGCAUAAUAUAUUAUACGGAUUAUUUGCAGUCUUUGUACGCAAACUCAUGGUGUAUAGAUGUCUUUACCAAAAAAAAAAAAAAAACUCAUGGUGUAUAGAUGCAAUCUGAAUUACUGGAGUACUGAGUAGUUGUGCAUAGGACGGGCAAUAUAUUUUGUCAAGAAGCAACGUUUAAAGGGUUGAUGUGAUGACAACGUACAAUGGAGAUCACGAAGGCAACGGCCACAACUUAUCUAGGCUGACAAGGCUUUUGUUGAUGAACACGGGCUAUCAUAGAUUAUGGAUUAAUUGCCUAGAUGUCAAGCUUAUCCAGUAGGGAGGGAAUGAAGCCAUCAAUAAAAGUCCAAGUGGAUAUAUAUGGACUCAACGUAUAAGAGGAACAGAGAACAAGUUUUGGGUAGGCAAAAUUUCUUGCUUCGCCCCAGCGAUAAGUAGAGAGUCUAGUUGCAUCAACGUUUUCUCAACAGUGAACCAUCGGAUCUUAGGGUUUCACUUUUGGACUCGGUUAUUGCUGUGGUGGCGUCAUCAAUGUUGACGUUCUUAUGUGAGAGAGUGACUCCAUUCAUCCAUAUCCUGAGCUAGCAUGUGCUGUCUGGCACUCUGCACAGAGAUAAGACCUCUCAAAAUGGGUCGACCCAUUUAUUGACCCAUGUAUAAUUGGUUGAGUUAUUAUAUGGGUUUGUUACAUUUAACAAAUGGGUCGUAAAUGAAUUUAAACAUAGUAUGUGUAUUAAAAAGGUUACAAAUGGCUUAUAACUUGUUUAGAUCCAACCCACUUUUACAAAUUUCUCUUUAUUUUCUUU